Molecule: messenger RNA, 1241 nt
Organism: Podarcis raffonei (Aeolian wall lizard)
Lineage: Eukaryota; Metazoa; Chordata; Lepidosauria; Squamata; Lacertidae
Exons: 2
Coding region: 42-1022 (326 amino acids)
Source: RefSeq, a predicted model, not a curated record
AGAAUUUCUCCGCCUGCAACUCGCCUGGCGUCUUGACUGCAAUGGUUCUGCAGAAGGAAGUCCCCAAAGUCCACAUAUUCAGCACCAGGGCAGGAGAUGUGAUUCUUCGCCCUGAUCUGAACUGCUACCUGCUCCUCUCCGGUUUGCCGACCUCGCCCUGCGCUGAGCUCUGGCCCUUGCACCCUUCCCUGCGCGGCAGCGAACACUAUUUCAGCUCCCGUUGGCACAACACCAUCUACGUCAUCCGGGACAACAAACUCCUGGAAACCCCAAACCUUCACACCGAGCCCAGCAGAGAGCCCCGUCGCCUGCACCCCAGCUGCUGCGCUGGGCAACAUUAUUUCGUUGUUUCUGGUGGCUCCUUUGGCAUAAUCUUAAGCCCGGGCACCAUGACGGCAGUCAAGGACUUGACCACAGGGGAACCAGAUCCAGACACACAGCCAGGACACCAUCAGUGGUCCAAUGAGAAGAUGGGAAGCCAUCGCAGUUACCUCUACUGGCAGCUGUGGGAUAACUUCAGCGGAGAAAUCUUCUCUUUCCACCCCAGCGUCCUCAACUUCUUGCCGGGAGGUCUCGGCCUCAGCAAAGGGGACGCAUUCAAGGCCUGGGAGCUGCUGAACAUUUUCCACAACUACUCCGACAUCCCUGUCUCCAGGUUACAGGAAGUGUCCCGGAAAGUGGGCUGCGCCACAGAAAAGCUGGCUGAUGUUGGGCGCAGCUGGGUGGCAGCGGCCCUGCCAGAUUCUCCUGAGCCAGGCUCCGUCGCCAUGGCGCUGGCCAAGGCUCAGUUUGCAUUACCGACCGAAUAUGGCGGGGUGGGCCUGAACACAGAGCAGGAGGAAUGGGGGGAAGCCCGUGAGGUGGAGACAACCCUGACGUUCACACUACAGCCCGAAGAUGUUGCCUAUGUGUGGCAGUAUCAGCUAGGGCUAGGGAAGGAGGUCAUCUUGUUUUGCAGGGAUGUUGAGGUCACUCUUGGCUGCGACCCGCCCACUAAGGUCCCCCUGCCUUCUUCAUCCUAAAUAACAGCUGGCUCCAGCUCUCCAUUGCUUUCCACCCUUUCGCCCUUAGAUGUAUUUCUGUACACUACCAACUGAUAAAUGCUGAAAUCAACAAACAAACCAGGGGUGGGGGGACCUGUGGCCUUUGCAAUGUUAGUAGAUACCAAAUCCCAUCAACCCCAGCCAGUGGUCAAGACUGAUGGGUGUUGCAGUCCAGCAACAUCUAGAAGGCAAAAGGUU